AUGCGAAGGCCAAGUCAUGACUCAUUUGUUUACACCAUUGUCAUGGAAACCUGGCCUCUAGUCGCUGUGUUCGGCUGCAAUCGGGUUACAUUUGAAACAAAAAGGCAGCGUCCCGAUACAAGAAAAAUCAACUCAAAAGUGCAGGGGAAAGGUCGGCUGCCGCUAAAAAAAUUACUUUCGAACCUUACAGAAGAACUAGCUCCCGACGAAUAUCACCCAAGGUCGAGUUCGAUACUGGAACGUCUUCUUCGUUCAUCUCCUAAGAAAAAGCUUAUCAGUUCUUCUAAUUUCCAGAAGGAGUCCACACUCCCUUCCACAGAUUCUUCAGAAUUUUAUACCUGCAAAAUAUGCUUAGAAACAUUUUCGAAAAAGAAAGCAUACAUCCAACACCGUCUUCUUCAUCAGCCCAAACGAUAUAGUUGCAAUGUUUGCGGGUAUACAUCUUUCAGUCCUUAUAGCUUCCACGUUCACACCACAACUCACGAAGUCAAACGCACUUUUCCUUGCAACCUAUGCAGCUACAGAGCAAAGACUGAACAUUAUCUUAAGUAUCAUGUGAUAACUAACCACACCAAGGAAUACCCUUAUAAAUGCGACUCAUGCGAUAAAGGAUACAUUUCACGAUCAGCCCUAAGAAUGCACCAAAAAUCUAGCCAUGAAAACCAUUAUUUUGUAUGUGAAUUUUGUAAAAACAUGUACAAGAACAAGCGUCACUACAAACAACAUCUUAGUAUACAUUCUUGCGAUUCUGCUAAAAAGACAUACACUUGUGAGUUAUGUUCAAAAGUGUUCUACGAUGAAGGAUUCUUGCGACAACACGUGAGAAAGCAUGUUUAUAUUCGGGAACCGCAAGUUUGUGACGUUUGUGGUAAGGUUUUUAAGAACAUAGAAAUUCAUAGGCUGACUCAUAAUGAAGAGAAGCGUCACGUUUGUGAGGUAUGUGGAAAGUCGUUCCAUGCCAGUCAUAAUUUACAGUCUCAUAUGAGAGUUCAUACUAAGGAAAAACCAUACAGGUGUGACAUUUGUGGCAAAACAUAUGGAGAAGCUAGCAAUCUUGCUGUACAUAGGAGAGUGCACACCGGAGAGAAACCGUACAAAUGUGAAAUUUGUACCCGCGGGUUUAUCUCCGGGAGUGGACUAAAAGUCCAUGUGUGUCAGGGAUUUCCAGGGUAAUCGAUUGAUGUUUAGAGUUAUUUAAAUACGAAAUGUAUGUUUUUAUAAUAAAAUAAAUUUUAAACACGCUUUAUUUUUUUACCAAAAUAUAUUUUUUUAAAGUACAGGUGCACACUGAUCAGUAUUUAAUGCGAAGAUAUAAUACCGUGUGAUUUUUUAAAUUUCUGCUCUAGUUCGCUAUGCAGCUUCCGCAAGCGUCAUAGCCUACUAGAGCAAGAAUUUGAAAAAUUUACCCGAUAUUAUCUAUUAAUUUAUUCGUGAACUAGACUGAACCAAAAAAGUAACCUUUUGGGUAAGGUAAAUAGUGUUUGCUUAUUAUUUUCAUACAUUUUAUAUUAAUUUAUUUUAGGUCACAAGAUAUAUGCGGUCUACACCAUGGUUUAUUUAUCUUUUUCCUGGAGACUGGAACUACUAGCAGCAAAUAAUUAUAUGAAAAUAGUGGUUUUUAUUUAUUUUUAUUUACACUAUAUAUAAAAAACUGUAGCUGCAAUAUA
Molecule: messenger RNA, 1667 nt
Organism: Zophobas morio
Lineage: Eukaryota; Metazoa; Arthropoda; Insecta; Coleoptera; Tenebrionidae
Product: zinc finger protein OZF-like
Exons: 4
Coding region: 1-1173 (390 amino acids)
Biological process (GO): regulation of transcription by RNA polymerase II
Cellular component (GO): nucleus
Molecular function (GO): DNA-binding transcription factor activity, RNA polymerase II-specific
Source: RefSeq, a predicted model, not a curated record